CAGUCAACAAGAACAGUCAACAACAACAACCAACAACUGGAAGAAUGGAUAUCGAAGAACGAGAAUCAAAGGAAAGAGAACAAGAACGAGAAAGAGAAAGAGAAAGAGAUCCAUUCAGGAACUUCGACGAAUCAAGAUCAUCAUCAACCAUCACUCAACUCAACCUAGAACAACAAUCAACACUACUAGAACAAUCUCAAUCAAUCCUAUCAAUACUCACCAGACCAACUACUACCACCAACAACAACCACUCAGACUCAUUCAAUCAAUCAGCAUCAUCAUCACAAAACUCACAAUCAAAUCAUCCACUCCAUCAGAUUCAGGAUGGAGGACCACCUCAGAGUAUCAUGAUCGAUAUCGACUAUCAACAACAAUCAAAUUCAAAAUCAAAAUCAACAGCCCAAAACCAGCAAACAACCGAUGAUCAAGGCUACCAAACCGAGAACUCAUCAUCACCAACACCAUCACUCACCAGGCAUCAAGAACAAGAACAAGAACAAUCAGACCAACCUCAUCAAUCCAUCCUACAUGACCAUCGACCACCUAGCUCACUACUACUACCACCCAACCAUCAUCAUCAUCAAUACCCUAGGAGUAACCUAGAAGAAGAAGAAGAAUCAAACAACCAAGCAACACCCUUCCGAUCUGGACUACUCUCCAGGCUCAAACAGAUCUGGAAUCAAGAACGUGAUCAAUACUUCUCAAACCAACAACAUCGAACCAGUCACCAACUCAACUCAUUCUCUCAUCACAAUCAAUCUGCCAGCGAUCGAGAACAGCAAGGACAACAUGAUAAUAACCUACAACAGGCUCAUCAAACACUCGGAGCAAAGGAGAUGGCACUCUGGAGAUGGGUCAACGUCGAUGAUCUCGACUCAUCCUCCAGGACGUCUAUAGCUAUUACGACAGUCGGGUUCGUCAUCGGUUUCUCCAUCUUCCUCUUCGGAUGUAUCGACUACUCCAUCUUGAGAUCUAGUCACCACUUACACGAAGUCAUCGUCCCACAAUGCGUCUCAAGAUUCUCAGGUCUUAGUUUGCUCUUGGUAUUGGCCUUCUCUGGCUACUAUUCUUGGAGAGUCUUGAAGUUCGGUCAAGAGAUUUCAAACCUUUGGAAGAUGCAUGAAUUCUUUACUGAACUGUUAGAGGUUUCAGAGGCAGAUAUACAAACGAUUCCGUGGUACCGCCUAGUUGAACAAUUGUCCCGUUUGAAAGAUCAGCAUCCAGCUACGAUAGCUACAGGAGAGAGUGAAGGACGACGACGAGCGAUGGGAACACCUCACAUGCAAUCUGUCUUACAGAGGAAGCUGGAUGCACACGACGUAGCCAAUCAGAUCAUGCGAGAACAAAACUAUCUGAUCGCGUUGUUCAACAAGGAUAUCUUGAACCUCAGGCCGCCCCUACCCAAUUGGAUGGUCGGCAACUUCCUCAUCGCUGAGAAGCAUCUCACCACUUCUCUUGAAUGGAACCUCCUCUUCUCACUCCGUGGGUUCCUCCUCGAUCGUCGCGGUCAGGUCAAGCCCGAGUUUCUUGUCUCCUCCAGAUUCGAGCCUUCCAUGGCUCUCGGUUUACAGAGACGAUUCAGAUUGAUGGCGAUUAUCAACUUGAUCUUUGGGCCAUUUAUUGUGAUCUACGUUCUUAUCUAUUCAUUCUUUCGGUACUUUGAAGAGUAUCACAAGAACCCAGCGUCGAUCGGCUCGAGAAGCUUCACCAGAUUGGCCCAAUGGAAGUUCCGAGAAUACAACGAGCUUCCUCAUCUGUUUCAGGAAAGACUGGUCAGUAGUUGUUGUCUCUCGAAGCAAUAUAUCGACCAAUUCCCGAAGACGAAGACGACGAUCCUGGCGAAGUUUGUGAGCUUCAUUGCGGGCUCGUUCGCUGGAGUCUUGAUCCUGUUAUCGCUGUACGACCCAGAUGCAUUCUUACACUUUGAAAUCACGCCGGAGCGGAGUGUGUUAUUCUACAUCGGUUUGUUUGGCUCGAUCCUGGCGAUCUCCCGAGGAAUGAUUAAACAGGAGUACGAGGAGAAGAUCGAGCGACCGGGAGAUCUGAUGGAACGGAUCGUCGGCCUAACCCACUAUCUACCUUCUCAUUGGUAUGGCAAACUACAUGGACUCGAUGUCUAUAACGACUUCGGCAGCUCUCAGCUCAGAAUC
Molecule: messenger RNA, 2150 nt
Organism: Puccinia graminis f. sp. tritici CRL 75-36-700-3
Lineage: Eukaryota; Fungi; Basidiomycota; Pucciniomycetes; Pucciniales; Pucciniaceae
Exons: 6
Biological process (GO): protein localization to phagophore assembly site; autophagy of mitochondrion
Cellular component (GO): autophagosome; phagophore assembly site
Source: RefSeq, a predicted model, not a curated record